Beta vulgaris subsp. vulgaris (sugar beet) is the source of this 1275-nucleotide messenger RNA. RefSeq lists its product as uncharacterized. The record is from RefSeq and is a predicted model, not a curated record. NCBI's taxonomy places the organism in Eukaryota, Viridiplantae, Streptophyta, Magnoliopsida, Caryophyllales, Amaranthaceae. The transcript has 2 exons. The coding region runs from base 1 to 1275 and encodes 424 amino acids.
AUGGAUAACAUAUUAACAUGGAAUGUAAGAGAGUUGAAUAGCAAGGUUAAGCAACAGGAUGUGAGGAAAUUCCUAUCCUCUCAUAAUGUGAAGCUAUUCAGCCUUCUUGAGACAAGAGUGAAGUCUCACAACAUGGGGAGGGUCUAUAUGAACUUAUGCCCAGGUUGGUGCUUCACUCAUACUAAUUCUUGCCAUGGGAAUGGAAGAAUAAUGGUGGGAUGGUGGCCUCAUGACUUUAGGAUUAACAUUAUUGAGAUGACUAGUCAGUACAUUCAUUGUGCUGUUAAGCCUACUCAAGGUAAUGCUGAAUUUUGGUGCACUUUUGUGUAUGGUUUUAAUGACUGUAAUAGUAGGACUGAGUUAUGGACAGGGUUGAGGAACAUUGCAAGUAAAUGUAAUCUGCCAUGGGUAGUGCUUGGGGAUUCUAAUGCUCUAUCUAGGAUUGAAGAUAGAAUAGGAAGCUUGGUGAGAAUGGCUGAAAUAAAACCUAUGCUGGAUUGCCUGAUUGAAUGUGGGUUAGUUGAUAUGAAAUCAAGUGGGAGGCAUUAUACCUGGUCAAAUAAGCAGGACGGUGCUGCAUUGGUAAUGUCUACAAUUGAUAGAGCAGUUGUUAAUAAGCACUGGCAGGAGAUUUUUGAGAAUGCAGAAGCUGUGUUUUUACUAGAAGGGGACUUUGAUCACACACCUAUACUUCUAAGUGUGUAUCCUGAGCCUCCACAGAAGAAAAAGUUCAGGUUUUGCAAUGCUUGGUGUGAAUAUCCUGUAGUUAUGGAGGCUAUGAGGAGGGAAUGGAGCAAGUUAGUGGUGGGAUGCCCAAUGUACAGGGUGAUUGAGAAGCUCAAGAAGGUGAGAGAGGCUCUUAGACAGCUUAAGAAGCAAGGGGUUUGUGUUGUGGAUAUGGAGGAGGUUAAAGCUAGAGAGAAGCUAGCAAUUGCUCAGAAUGCAAUGCAUAACAUGCCUAGCAAUGAUGAAGCUAUAAGGAGAGAAAGGGUUUUUUACCAAGCAAAUAAGGCCAGAAGAGUUAAUAACAGGAUUCAUGCUAUACACAAUAGUGCAGGGGAGUGGCUUAAUACACCUGAAGGGGUUCAGGAAGCUUUUCUGAGUUUUAAUCAGAACCUAUUUGCUGAAAAGCCUCAACAGCAAAAACUCCUUGAUAGCCUGGUGAAUAGAGGGAAGAAAUUGACUGAAAUCCAUUUGAGGAUCCUCAAUGCCCCAGUUACAAGAGCAGACAUCAAGAGGGUAAUCUUCAGUAUACCAGAUGGGAAGGCUCCAUGA